GGGGCGCGCUCCCAUGGCCCGGCGGCGGCGGAGGCGGCACGGCGGGGCCGGUGGCCCGGCGGCGGCGGGGCGGCAUGCCGAGGGCGGCGAGCCGGUAGCGGCGGCGCUGAGUCGGUGCCGGGGCGGCGGGAGCGGCGAUGCGGCUGCUCGGCGCCUUCCUGCGGCUGCUGGUGGCCGGGGCGCUGGGGGCGCCGCCCGCCCCGGCCCCGGAGGCGCGGGGGACCGCCAGCGCGGAGCCGCCCGUCCUGACCUUUCGGGAGAUCUGGAAUCGUAGUUUCUGCCGGCCUCUGGAGCAGCUGGUGGAUGUCAUCACCGAGUUCCCCAACGAGGUGGAGUACAUUUUCAGACCCUCCUGCGUCUCCCUGCAGCGCUGCGGAGGCUGCUGCGGGGACGAGGGUCUCCGCUGCGUCCCCGUGGAGACAAGCACGGUCACCAUGCAGCUCCUGAAGAUAAAGCCAAAUGGGGAGGCACCCUACGUGGAGAUGGCGUUCACCGAGCACAAGCGGUGCGAGUGCAGGCCCCGGCAGGACCUGAUGAGGCUGGGAAGGAGGAGGUCCAAGGGCCGAGGUAAGAGAAGACAAGAGAAGAAGAGACGUAAAGACUGUGAACUAUGUGGCACGCCACGCAGGUAGCCUCCGCUCUGCCCCCGGCCUCGCUCCUGCCGCCUGCGUUUGAGCCAGCUGCGUUUCCCCCAUGGUGUGGGGGACGUGUGGAGCCGUGUCCCUCCAAGCAGCAGUGGGGAGCAGGACUCCGGCAGGGAAGAGCUGACUGGACUCUUGCUUGGCCCUGGCGGGAGCGCAGCCUGGAACCAAGGACUCUCUUGCCCCCUCUGCACUGCUGGCAGCAGGACGAAAGGACCCAUGGCCAGACCCGGGGCUGAAGAUGAGCAGCUCAAGCAGGGUGUUGGUGUUUGAGGGCAUCCUGGGGGCAACGAGGAGCGGAGCUGGUGGCCGUGCUGCUGGAUCUGGCUGGGGACAGCAUGAUGGGGGGGGCGGACAGAGACGGAUCAGAGAGUUGCAGCUGCAAAACUGCUCUGUCCUGCCAGCGCCCUGCAGCUGGGGAGGAAGGAAAUGGGCAGGCAAGGCUGCAGGGCUGCGUCCGUCCCAGCCUUGGCAUGGGGCAGCCCAGGAGGGUGCCAGGGAACUUGCCUGGGAAGCCCCCCUGGUGGGGAAGGGGAGGGAAUUGGGGUUGCCGGGGCUCCUCGCGUACUCACAGCCACGUCCCAGCCUUGCCCUGCUCAAUAAAACUGGUGGUCGGACACAGGAGCUGGCAGUGCGAGCGCUCCUCUCUGCUUUCCAGCAGCUGCAGGCAGCGCUCUUCCCCAUGGGCACCCAGGCUGGAGGAGGGCAGUCCUGUGGUGGCCCGGGGCUUGUCCCCAGCACCAACUCCUGCAGGACCCAAGGGGUUCCCUUGGUGCGAUGUUGGAGAUGGGCAACCAGCAGGUCAGGACUAAGCUGCUUCCCCAGGCUGGGGGCUACCCAUGUGCUGGAGCUCAGGUGGGUACUGGGAGACCCUUGGGGGAACUGUCCUCCUCCACACCGUGACGUGGGGCUGGUACCCUCCCCCCCGUUAACCAUCCCCAUCCUUUUCUCACCCCAGUCCAAACGUCUGGCUCACUGUCCCAUGGCUUUCCUUCCCCAUGGCUGGGCUGAUGCAAGGUUGGAGCAGCGGGGGGCAGGCUGCCCGUGGGCCUUCCCACCCAAGAAACACCCCAUCAAAGCUCAUAUCACCCAGCAUGGGGGCAGGCUGGCCUGGGAGCCCCGUUGAUUACUGGGAACAUCCUUGCGGGUGUAGGGGGCUGGUGGUCCUCGUCAAGGUGACUGUGGGUGCUGUUGCUUCCUGCUUUCCCCACUCAGCCUGGUCUGUGCCCAGGUCUGUGGGGCAGCCCCAGCCCUUGUUUCUGUGUGCCUUAAGUGGUGCCCCUGGGGCUCUCCCUCUCCCCUUUCCCACUCCUGCUGCGGCGGGGCUGGGGCUGGCUGCCAAAUGUAUCCCCUGCUGUGCUGUGCCCUGGAGCAGCACACGUUGCUGGAAACCCUAAGGCCAAGCUGGGCAUCCUGGGCAUGGGGUUAAAACAAAAUCAAGGGUUAUUCUUGAAAGGUUCAAGCAAAAGUCUGGAGGGCAAGAUGGGCAAAGGCUCUAAAGUUGCCAUCGAAUGAGAUGACCUGUGGUUUAUCCUGUGCUAAAGAGCAAGAGUGGAGCCCAACGUAGCAGGUGUUGGGGUCCAAGGCGGCAGCUCCUCCCCGUGUCUGACAGGGCAGCCCAUAGCUGGGGCAGGAUCCCUCAGACCCCUAAUGCUGGUGCUGCCUGGGGCUGGCACAAGGACACGGGGACAGGGCAGGUCCUGUGGCAGUGGUACCCUGGCAGGGGAAGCAGGUGGUGCGUGUUGAGAUGACGUGAACCUCCAUGCUGCCACAUGCAGCAUGGUGUAGACUGGGUGAGUGUACCCGUGCAGCUGGAUCCUGUCUGGAUCCCUUUGGACCCCAUUUCCACUUCUGGCAUCCGCAGUGUUCUGGGGCACAGCCUAUGUGGGCUCUGUCCCAACAACAGCCCAUGAAGCUCCUCCUUGGCUGCUUCAUGGAUGAGGGGGACUCGCUGCUCCCCUUCCCGUGCCACUCGGGGUUUGCAUGGGCCACGUGGCACCCUAGCUCCGGUGGCCUGUCCUGGUCCCUGCAGGCUCUCCCCAUCCCUGUGUGCCAUUUCAGCCUGGCUGGUUACACUUUGAGGCUGAAGGAGGACUGUGUGCAGCACUCGAGGCAUGUGUGUGAUGGUUUCUAUAUUGUUUUUAACAGUAGAAUUUUCACUGUGGUAGUAUUAAACCUUUAAAAAGGAAGUUACAUAAGCCCAAGGAUGUUAAUUAAUAAAAA
Molecule: messenger RNA, 2864 nt
Organism: Chroicocephalus ridibundus (black-headed gull)
Lineage: Eukaryota; Metazoa; Chordata; Aves; Charadriiformes; Laridae
Gene: PGF
Product: placental growth factor
Exons: 7
Coding region: 138-632 (164 amino acids)
Biological process (GO): vascular endothelial growth factor receptor signaling pathway; sprouting angiogenesis; positive regulation of protein phosphorylation
Cellular component (GO): membrane
Molecular function (GO): growth factor activity; chemoattractant activity; vascular endothelial growth factor receptor binding
Source: RefSeq, a predicted model, not a curated record